CAUUCUUCCUUACUUUUUUAAUAUGAAGAAAUGGAUUCGUCCUUGUAUGAAAUAAAACUGGCAAUGAAGAGAUUCGAAAGUUCGGCACCAACCAUUAAAGACUUUUUUACAGAGGAAGCUCUUUCAGUAUUGACAGACAUGAUGAGGGGUCCAAUUACGUACAUGUUGAUUGCUGGUGCCUUGAAGGCAACAAUAACCAUUUAUGAGAUGAAUAGAGGAGCCAUAUCAUUCCCCCCCUGUCCAUGUGAUGAAGCUGAUUCUCAGCAAUUUAUUUGGAUUGACCGGAGGGAAAGGGUGUUUGGGCUCAGUCCAGAGCAUGUCUGGUCCGGCCGACAGAAAAAUACAACUAAAGAAACACUUGGAUUUGUCAGAAGGUAACAAAACUUAAUAACCAAUUUCUUUUCAAUUGUCCGAUAUUCAAUUGUCCCUAAAGAAUACAAUAGUAUAUAAGAAAAGCAUUGAUGCAAAGCAUCAAAGGCGACGCCAAAAAAAAGAUCAAGUUUUGCACCUAAAUACUAAUCAGAAGAUGUGUACUGAAACUGCUUGACAAUGACUCGAACCCAUGACUGUCAGAAGAUCAACUGAGCUAUCCGGCCGGCUACACAUUUUCUCUUCAAUAAUGAACAGUUCUAAAUGACAACAUAUUUCCCAACAUAUCUAUUCUUGCAUAUCAGACUGGCGUUUCCGUUAGUUUUACCCAUGCUGGAAGUUUCAUCUGGCAUGGGGGGUUCCAGAUAAGUCGCGUGCUGUGCAAUGGCACGAUAAAGAUGACGUCAUUUUACCGUUAUGAAUGAUUUUGUAAUUCAUACGCUGUUGAAUGAAAGUAGUUACGGUUGUAAUGAUAUAAAUUUUCAUUGAAAAUAAAGAUAAAGAAUUUAAAAUAUAAUGGAAUAUGGUAGAAUAUGCAAGAAAAAAUAUCUGACAUAUGUUUGCGGUUCGGAUCGGAAUAUCCGUCCCUCGGUCACCCGCCCAUGGGCGGGUCACCUCGGGGCGGAUAUUCCGAUCCGAACCGCAAAAUA
Molecule: messenger RNA, 1019 nt
Organism: Ruditapes philippinarum (Manila clam)
Lineage: Eukaryota; Metazoa; Mollusca; Bivalvia; Venerida; Veneridae
Exons: 3
Coding region: 31-378 (115 amino acids)
Source: RefSeq, a predicted model, not a curated record